AUGGACGACGGCGACCUAGGAGACAACAUCCAACAGGAGACUGAAGCUUUUGAAGAUUCAGUCUCUCACGGGAGACGCAUAGAAAAUGACGAUGCUCAUCUUGCUCCAAGCCGCUGGUGGUUUGCCUCCUCGGCAUUCCCCAUGAUCGCCGGCACCCUCGGUCCUGUUGCCUCAGCCUUCAGUAUAUGCGCUCUCGUGCGGCCCUGGAGACAACAUCUCUAUCCUGGCAAAGACGUCAACGAUGCGACCUACGUGGCCGACCCCAUCUGGCUCACAGUCAUCAACGCCAUUCAACUCGCCAUGGCUGUCGUCUCCAAUGUCUUUCUCCUGCUCAACAUGACCCGCCGUGUUCGCUUCACUAUUGCUCAACCUAUCACCAUCAUCGGCUGGUACAUCUCUGCCAUAUUGCUCAUCGCCCUGCUCGCCACAGCCAGUGGGCCUCUUUACGAGGGCUUUGGGUACCCGGACAAGGAGCUUAUCUGGUCGCAGGCGUUUUACUACGGCAUGUGGGCUGCUAUUCUUUACUUCGUUGAUGCCUCACUCAUGCUAGUCACCUUCUAUGGAGCCUGGACAGGCCAUUACAGCAAGGACUUUAACCUCACGCCCAGCCAGCGAACUCUUAUGCUGCAGACCAUCAUGUUCCUCAUGUAUCUGCUCCUCGGCGCCCUUGUCUUCUCAAACAUAGAAGACUGGAACUACCUCGACGCCGUUUACUGGGCAGAUGUGACCCUAUUCACUGUCGGAUUUGGUGACUUCACUGCCCAAACCAACCUCGGGCGAGCUCUCAUGAUGCCGUACGCCCUAGUCGGUGUAAUCAGCUUGGGUCUGGUCAUUGGUUCCAUCCGCAGCCUGGUACUUGAGCGAGGAAAGCGACAGGUUGACGCUCGUAUGGAGGAGAAGAAGCGUCGACGUCUGGUUCGAAGUAUGACUAAGAAAGGCGACGACGACAUGCUUGAGCCAAUCCACGGGCCUAGCAGACAGGAUUCUGCUAUUUCUCAGGGCACACGGUCAAAUAAGAACUUGCCGGCUACAGAGUAUGAGCGUCGCAAGGCAGAGUUCGAUCUCAUGCGCAAGAUCCAAGCGCAAACAUCGUCUCGGCGUCGCUGGAUGGCCAUGGCGAUAUCUACAAGCUCGUGGCUUAUUCUCUGGCUCCUGGGUGCAUACAUCUUCGUCAAGUGUGAGGAAAAUUAUCAAAAUUGGAAAUACUUUGACGGCUUUUACUUUUGUUUCGUCAGUCUUACGACUAUUGGCUACGGCGACAAAACCCCUACUUCAAAUGCCGGAAAAUCUUUCUUUGUCUUUUGGUCUCUGCUGGCUUUGCCUACCAUGACAGUCCUCAUAUCCAAUGCCGGAGAUACCGUGGUCAAGCUAAUACGUGACGGAACGCUGCGACUCGGAAACGUCACUAUCCUUCCCGGCGAGGGUUCAUUCUCUAACGAUUUCAAGUACAUUGUCAACCAAUGUACGUUUGGUCGCGUCUUUUCCGACUAUUCCGAAGCGUCUCUACCGCAACGAAGCUCGAAGGGACGUUUGGCUGCAAAGACUUCCAGUCAUGACACUGCAGAUGUGUUGGUUAAAUCAGAUGAGAACAAUCUCGAAGAAGGCACACGUGGACGCUCUCAACAGCCUCCAACUGAGGAAGCCGACUCGUCCGACGAACGGCCACAACAAAGCCGUCAGAACUCGACCUUCACAGCUCGGGUCCGUCGCUCUCUAUCCCAUAUACGGGACGCCCACGACGAGUUACCUAAAGGAGCCGAUUUACACUUCCUCUUGAUUUCCGAGAUACAAGUCCUCACAAACCAUCUUAAAUCCUCAAAGUCCCACACUUACUCAUUCGAGGAAUGGGCUUGGUACCUCAAGCUCAUCGGCGAAGACGAGAGCGAUGCCGACAAACAUCGCAAGGCCCUGCCCAAGAAGAAGCACCACAAGCACAAUAACCACAAGCAUCAUAAGCAUCACAAUCAUCAUAACCACCAUAGUAGCAAAAAGGUCCACGACCCUCCUGAGGAAGGCCGUGAUGGGGGCUCUGACUCAGAUCAUGCCAUGGCUUGGUCCUGGGUCGGCAACCGUAGCCCUCUCAUGGGCAGCCAGGAAGAGACGGAGUGGAUUCUCGAUCGACUAUUAGAACGCCUUCGCGAGUCUAUAGCUUCUGAAGGGAGGAAAAAGAUUACAGCUGAUGCGAGGAGAGCUCUGGGGGCGGACCGCCAACGAUCGCCAAAUAAUGUGCACCACAAGAAUCAAGAGAAGAGGGAAUGA
Fusarium sp. VM40 is the source of this 2259-nucleotide messenger RNA. NCBI's taxonomy places the organism in Eukaryota, Fungi, Ascomycota, Sordariomycetes, Hypocreales, Nectriaceae. The record is from the annotation of a GenBank genome assembly.